Messenger RNA from Aplysia californica (California sea hare), 1124 nucleotides. Its product is annotated as protein big brother. Gene Ontology annotation, biological process: regulation of transcription by RNA polymerase II. Gene Ontology annotation, cellular component: core-binding factor complex; nucleus. Gene Ontology annotation, molecular function: transcription coactivator activity; sequence-specific DNA binding. The record is from RefSeq and is a predicted model, not a curated record. NCBI's taxonomy places the organism in Eukaryota, Metazoa, Mollusca, Gastropoda, Aplysiida, Aplysiidae.
CACGUUAAGUUGUGAACUAGAACAUGAAUGAAGGACCAUCAGACAGCAUGUUGUCAUUCGUGGCGAAGACACUGUGCUGUGAACUGAGUGAGAAGUUUACUUCCACUAUGCCUCGGGUUGUACCCGAUCAAAGGGCAACAUUUGAUAACGAUGAACUAUUUCGAAAAUUGAGUAGAGAGAGUGAGGUGCGGUAUACUGGUUUUCGUGAUAGACCUCUGGAUGAACGCCAGUUGAGGUUUCAAGCCGAGUGUAGGGAAGGGCACGCAGAUCUGGCAUUCGUUGGUACCGGCACUAAUCUCCAAAUGAAUUUUGUCGCCAACUCAUGGUCUGAAAGCCCUGACGACCGACGACUCACCAGGGAAUUUGUGAAUUUUGACAUUGAGCCCGGCAAGGUUCAUCUGAAAAGUCAGUUCAUACUCAAUGGUGUCUGUGUACUGUGGAGAGGAUGGGUCGACUUAUCUCGCUUAGAUGGUGUUGGUUGUUUGGAAUUUGAUGAAGAGCGAGCACAGGUUGAAGACGCGUUCCUGCGAGAACAAGUUGAGCUGCGGAACCGUCAGGUGCAGGAGAGACUGCGUAUUCACCAGCAGGAGCAGCAACGCCAAGCGGAGUCAGAGGCCGAGGCCGUGUCCAAGAGAAAGAACCGGCACAGAGUGAGGCAGACAAGCUCCACGUCUACCAACUCCGUCACAAGCACCGACUCCUUCCCCAUCAACUCCAGCAGUAGUCGCAACAACAGCAACAGCGGCACUGUGGACAGCCGACGAGCCCGGCGCUCCCUCCACCAUCCUCUGCAUCAUCACCACCAUCAUCAGCAUCAUCGUCAUCAAGGACAUCAACGGAGUGACCCCCUCGAACAUAACUUUCUCAAUCACCAUCACCACCACCACCACAGUCGCCAUCAUUUUCUCCACCACCACCUCCUACACCGCCCUCUGCAUUUGCACCAACUUCUCCACGCCGAACAACUUCAGCACCACAGCAAACUCGACAUUCGGCUUGCUGUGCCCAGGACGCCCACACCCCCACCGAGGUCGCCAACGCCCCCUCGCCGCUCACCGUCCCCUCCGGCCAAAUGCAGAAGUCCAGAGUCACCAAGCGACAGAGAAAGGCGGUCUCAGAGCAAG